Molecule: messenger RNA, 1258 nt
Organism: Vitis riparia (riverbank grape)
Lineage: Eukaryota; Viridiplantae; Streptophyta; Magnoliopsida; Vitales; Vitaceae
Product: trans-resveratrol di-O-methyltransferase
Exons: 2
Coding region: 16-1089 (357 amino acids)
Biological process (GO): methylation
Molecular function (GO): O-methyltransferase activity; protein dimerization activity; S-adenosylmethionine-dependent methyltransferase activity
Source: RefSeq, a predicted model, not a curated record
AUCGGUGUGAGAUACAUGGAUUUGGCAAACGGUGAGAUAUCGGCUGAGCUGCUUCAUGCUCAAGCUCAUGUCUGGAACCAUAUAUUCAACUUCAUCAAGUCUAUGUCACUAAAAUGUGCUACUCAACUAGGCAUCCCAGACAUCAUCCACAACCAUGGCAAGCCCAUGACUCUUCCUGAGCUGGUCGCUAAGCUCCCAGUCCACCCUAAAAGGAGUCAGUGCGUGUACCGUCUCAUGCGCAUUCUUGUUCAUUCUGGCUUCCUUGCUGCGCAAAGAGUCCAACAUGGUCAGGAAGAAGAGGGGUAUGUGCUUACAGAUGCCUCUAGGCUCCUUCUAAUGGAUGACUCCUUGAGCAUAAGGCCCUUGGUGCUUGCCAUGCUCGACCCAAUUUUAACUAAACCAUGGCAUUAUCUGAGUGCUUGGUUUCAAAAUGAUGAUCCCACUCCGUUCCACACUGCUUAUGAGCGGUCAUUUUGGGAUUAUGCCGGCCAUGAACCUCAGCUCAACAAUUCCUUCAAUGAAGCCAUGGCUAGCGAUGCUCGCUUACUCACCAGCGUGCUGCUUAAGGAGGGCCAGGGCGUAUUUGCGGGGUUGAACUCAUUAGUUGAUGUAGGGGGUGGCACCGGAAAAGUGGCCAAGGCCAUUGCUAACGCUUUCCCACAUUUGAACUGCACCGUGUUAGAUCUCCCCCACGUGGUUGCUGGCUUGCAAGGGAGCAAGAACUUGAACUACUUUGCAGGUGAUAUGUUUGAGGCAAUUCCUCCUGCAGAUGCAAUUUUACUCAAGUGGAUACUGCACGACUGGAGCGAUGAAGAAUGCGUGAAGAUACUAAAGCGAUGCAGGGAAGCAAUUCCGAGCAAGGAAAACGGAGGAAAGGUGAUUAUCAUAGACAUGAUCAUGAUGAAGAAUCAAGGAGACUACAAGUCCACAGAAACACAGCUGUUCUUUGAUAUGACGAUGAUGAUUUUCGCCGCGGGUAGAGAGAGGGACGAGAACGAAUGGGAGAAGCUAUUCUUGGAUGCUGGUUUCAGUCACUACAAGAUAACUCCCAUUUUGGGUUUGAGGUCCCUCAUUGAGGUUUAUCCUUGAUGCUCUGUUUGUUUGUAGUAUGGCAAAUUUAUGCACGGUUAAUUCACAAACUCUGCUAAGAUUAAGAUGGUUCUUGCUCCGUUUGAUUGGGCAGAAGUACUGUUCAUCUUUGUUAUAUGAAUUUCAAUAAUAAUAAUGAAUUUCUUCAUAUAAUCUACGUGUUUGUUUU